UAGUCGUAAGAGUAAAAGUAACCUGCAUUGCGACGUAUGUGGAGAGUAUUUUCGGUCUAUAGAUCACAUUCUAGGAGGUGAUUGCCACGUAACAUGCUCAAAAUGUCAAAAGAAUGUCUGUCAAAAACGUUGUGCCAACUUCGACGAACAACAAAAUGUUUGGACUUGUAAAAACUGUCUUCGUCCACCAGAGUCCUGGUUUCAAGGAAUAUUAUACGCAAUCCAACCCAACAAAAAGGAUUUUUCUAUGGAUUCUAAUAAUGUUAUGGAAUCUAGUCAAGUAAAAAAUGUGGAUCAUGUUCAAAAAAGUAAGGAACAAGUUCAAGAUUUUAUCGAAAAAUUAGUUAACUCUAUGUUAGGACAAAACAUUGAUGAUGCUAACAUAACCAAAAUGUACAACGAUGAAAAUUAUCUUCCCUUGACCGGUCAACAGUCACCAUGUACAGCACAUGCAGCCUUAAAGCAGCUCAUAGAAAAACUCCUCCACGAAGUAGCAAAUUUACCACAACUACAACGACCUCAACAAGGUACAGCAAUACCACCAGAUCUGAAUAAUAGAACAUACGAGGACUUACUUGCUACGGCCAUAUUAAAUAAGGUUAUAUCAAAUUCCCAAAAUGGUCGUCCGUCAUCAUCAGCUGCCAGCGUUUCUAGUAGAAUAUCAAACUCCUCCCACAUUAAAGAUGAUAAAGGAUUCUUCUUCGGAGAAGAAACGUUGGACAGCAAAUGGAGGCAUCCAGAUAUAGAAACAACAUCAGUUUCAAGCUUAGAAGAUUGGCUACAAACUGAUUCCAGUUUUGGAUCACGAAAAUACGUCGACAGAGUUACUCUUACGAUAAAACAAGAUAUCGAGGAAGUAUCUCACGCCAGCGAUUCAGAUCCCGAAGGCAACGAAGAGGAUGACAAUGAGUACUUCCGUACCAAAUCGUCAUUUUGGAGCGAUGAUGAACCCAAUUGGUUUUUACAGAAGCGAACUUUUCAAGGAACGCAUUCACCGGUACCGGUACCAAUGUUGGUGCCGAAUCCAACAAUAGAAGCAAAGGUACUAAUAGGUGAUAAAGAAGUAGACGAUACAUCAGAUUUAUCAGACGUAGAAUCAGAAUACGGAGACACAGAAAUUGUCCCAGCACGGCACAGCAUACUUGUAAAUUCCAAAACACUAAUAGGAGGAAAAAACCCAUUACAAAAUGGAGUGGGAGAUAUGGAAUCUGAGAGUGAAUCUUCUGCUGAUUCAGGUGUAAAAGAAGUCGAUAGAGGCCAGUCUGUAUUCGAUGAAUCCGAAUUUACGGAUAGAGCCGAAGGGGGCAGUCAAAAUGAAGAUGAACAUCACACAUCUUUUGUAUCUAAAGCAGAUAUUACAAUAGAUGAUGAUAAUGUAGAGGAUGCAUCACUAAUGUCAGUAUACAGCAACACAGAACAGGAAGCAGAAUACACAGAGAGGUACGCAUCAUUGCCAAGAAAAAUAGAAAAGAGACCAGAUCCUCACCCUAGGUCUUCAGAGAAAAUUAAAUCCGAUUACACGAAUUACGAAACACCACAUAAAGUGGAAGAUUAUGAUAAGGAAGCUGAAGAAGUGAGACGAGUACAAAAGCAUUUUUCAGGUAGUUAUAGUACAAGAGAGAAAGAAAAAUGGAAAAAUGCUGUAGAAAUGAAAAAUAAUCCUUAUUCUAAAGAAAAUAUAGAAAAAAGGAUAAAACGAUCGAGUAGUGGAGUAGACUCUAUUUUCGGACCUGAUUACUAUGCCAAAAUGGCGUCGUCACCAUCAGGAACUAAAGGGAAGGUAAAAGAACUCGUAUGGCCACCUAUCGGAAGUGAAGAAUCGGAGGAUAUUGUGGAUUUCAUCGAAAAAGAAGAAAUUCAACAAGUACCACCAAAACACAUUUCAACAACGUACAUAGCAGCAGAAGAAACCAAAGACAAUUUUAAAGCAGUUCCCGUUAUAGUAGAACCCGUAGAAGCAUCUUUAUCGCUAGAAACAAGUUUACCUCCAAAAUCACCUCUGAACGGAUCAGAGAUGACAAGUUUAACAAGCGACAGCGAUUUGAGUUACGUACACGUUUAUGAUGUAGAAAAUGCAGUAAUCACCAAGAAAACAAGAGACCAACCGGUCAAGUCAGAGCCUGAGAAGAAUAAUCGAUUUGUAAAAGGUACUACCACUACGACCAGAAGGUUUACGAACAAUCAACCCCUGAAAAGAUAUAAAAGUGAAACAGAUUUGCUCGACGAUUCAUUUCAUAAUCCACCUAAAGUACUGGGGAGGAAAAAGGACAAUACAUUGAUUUCAAAAAUUUAUUUGGACCCUCACGUUAGAAGUUUUGCGUUAUCUAAUAGGGAACACUUACCUAUAAAUAAUACGGUACCUACUUUUAGAACACAGUUGAGUUCUCCAGAGAUGGUUCUGGAUCACAAAGCUUACCAUUCUGACGAUGGACUAAGCUUAAGGCACAGCAAAAGGUACUUCAGUUCACAGGAAGAUUUACUCAGCUCAAAUUCUAUUGAAGUUCACAACGGAACAAUGACUCACACUGCGAAAAUGUCAUUUAGCUCAGAAGAUGAACAAUUUUCAGAAAAGAGUCCAAUUUUUAGCACAGCACCAGUAAAUAGACGGGUAUAUAGUUCAAGCGAAGAUUUACUUUCUGCUGAUGAGACUGAUUCUUCAAAGAAAAGGGACAACACACUCAUAUCAAAAAUUUAUCAACAACCUCAUGUUCGGCAGUACGCUCUGACUGCCAGGCCAUUUAUACCAGUAAAAGAAGAAAAACGAAUCGAAAAAUCUAUUAGUUCGGAAGAUGAAGUGUUUAUAGAGAUCACAAAAGCUCCCAAAGUUAGUUCUCCGAAAGUUUUGACAGACGUUGAUACGCAGUUCGAAACGAUGAAUAUUAAAGAAAAGGAACCUGCUACAAACGAACAUGAUAAUGAAAAUGAUCCAGGUGUUGAAGAAAUAGCUAGAAAAAAAAUUGUGCACAACUUUCUACAAAAAUAUUCCACUUCAAGUACAAACCUGAAAAUAGCAGAUAGUAGGGAAGAUAUAAAUAACGAAGAGGAUAUUACUAUUUCUGUGAAAGAUUUAAGAAAGAGGUUCGAAAAAAAUCAGCCCAAAAAUAAUAUAGUAUCCAGCUUAACGGCUAGAAGUUUAUCAAAGCAAAUGAAAGAAGAAUUAAGAAACUGA
Molecule: messenger RNA, 3169 nt
Organism: Diabrotica balteata
Lineage: Eukaryota; Metazoa; Arthropoda; Insecta; Coleoptera; Chrysomelidae
Source: the annotation of a GenBank genome assembly